Molecule: messenger RNA, 1834 nt
Organism: Ricinus communis (castor bean)
Lineage: Eukaryota; Viridiplantae; Streptophyta; Magnoliopsida; Malpighiales; Euphorbiaceae
Product: probable E3 ubiquitin-protein ligase RHC2A
Exons: 1
Coding region: 178-1248 (356 amino acids)
Biological process (GO): protein ubiquitination
Cellular component (GO): cytoplasm
Molecular function (GO): ubiquitin protein ligase activity
Source: RefSeq, a predicted model, not a curated record
GCUUUCGUCGUUAGUACUUUCCACGCCAACUCUUAAAACCUCUAUUGCUCUCUCUCUCUCUCUCUCUCAAACAUUAUUAUCAUUGAUUGUGUGCUCAGUUGCUACAUCUCAAAAGAAAAAAAAAAAAGAAAUUCAAGUUUUUCUAGGGUUCUAUUUUUGAAAAUAAUCAAUCAUCAGAUGGCUGCUUCUAUAGGAUCGUCGUCUUUCUGGUGCUACAGAUGCAACCGCUUUAUCAGAGUUAGGGUUCCAUCAAUUCAAGAUUCAAUCUCUUGUCCCGAUUGCGGCGGGGGAUUUAUAGAAGAAAUCGGGACUCCUUCUCACUCCCCUCUUCACCACCACCACCGUCGAUUCCCUAAUAAUUCGGAUCAUAGACUCCGGCGCAGCGCCGAUCGCUCUCCUUUCAACCCCGUCAUCGUCCUCCGUGGACCUCCAGCCGCAAAUUCCAGCAACUUCGAGCUUUACUAUGACGACGGCGCUGGCUCCGGCCUCCGUCCUUUGCCGUCGAGUAUUUCGGAGUUCUUGAUGGGGUCAGGGUUUGACCGGCUUCUUGAUCAGUUGACUCAAUUGGAAAUCAACGGCGUAGGUGGAUUGGAGCAGUCGCCUGCUUCAAAAACGGCGAUUGAAUCUAUGCCUGUGAUUAAUAUAAUUUCGGAUCACGUCUCUAUGGAAUCUCAUUGUGCAGUUUGUAAAGAAGCAUUUGAGAUUAACACAGAGGCGCGGGAGAUGCCAUGUAAGCAUAUUUAUCACUCUGAUUGUAUCCUUCCUUGGUUAUCGUUGCGUAAUUCUUGUCCAGUUUGUCGACACGAGUUGCCCACAGACGUGCGAAAUGGCAGUGGAAGUGGGAUGACUUCGCCGGAAGCAAGUGAGGGGUUAACCAUAUGGAGACUGCCAGGUGGAGGUUUUGCUGUUGGGAGGUUUAGUGGAGGAAGGAGAGCGGCGGAGAGGGAGCUUCCUGUAGUGUUUACGGAGGUAGAUGGCGGGUUUAAUAAUAGUAACAGUAAUAAUAAUAAUAAUGCUGGUGGGGCGCCCAGGAGGAUUUCAUGGGCGCCCAGUGGGAGAAGAUCAAGAGAGGGUACUGGUGGGUUUGGUCGUGCUUUUCGCAGUUUCUUUUCCUUCUUUGGAAGGAUUGGAAGGAGGGUUAGUGAUGAAUCCGGUUUCAAUCGGACGAGAAGUAGAGCGAAUUCUAUUGUGGACAGGUCUUCAAGAAGGGAUACUUCUCUUUGGGUCAUGCAUGAUAACAGAUGGUGAAUAUAUGUAUUGUCUUUAGGGUUGUUUAUCUAAUUACUGAUAUCACCCAGUCUUCCUUAUAAGAAAAGGGAUAUAUGUACAUUGUACUGCCAUUCAGUUUACUGUAAAUAUCAACGGUCAAGGAAGAUAUGGAGAUUUGCCUAGUUCAAAUUGUAUCAAGGAGAGAAAUUUUGUAUUGCUAGGAGAUUAGUUUUUUCAUUCAUAAUGAAGAUGGAGAAUAAGAAGAUGACGGUGAAAGAAAGCUGUGUGGUUAGUGAGCCUUUUCUAGAAGUUACUGAGGUACAAUUCCUUGUGUGUGAUUGUACCUCUUAUAAUUUUAGGCCUUUUAAGUGUUUCACUUACUGUUUUUGCUAAAAUUUCUAUUGCAUAUCACCUUAUUUAUUUGUAAUUCGUUGGCUGUAGUUUUGGUAUGUUUAUAUGUACUUCUUUAUGGAAAAUAUUGAGUUGCUGUUGGGUACUAGUCUCUCUGCCUUAUGGGCAUUUACUCAACUUGAUGUUCUCUGCUUAUGUACCUCCAAGUUCCUUGUACCAUGGAUUGGUUCUGAGAAUUGUAGUUUAUAUCCAAUAAUUCAUUACAUUACUGAAA